Ostrinia nubilalis (European corn borer) is the source of this 3166-nucleotide messenger RNA. RefSeq names its product peroxidase. Gene Ontology annotation, biological process: response to oxidative stress. The record is from RefSeq and is a predicted model, not a curated record. Gene Ontology annotation, molecular function: peroxidase activity; heme binding. Bases 119 to 2185 code for a protein of 688 amino acids. Lineage: Eukaryota; Metazoa; Arthropoda; Insecta; Lepidoptera; Crambidae. The transcript has 15 exons.
GUAGUGGUGCGCGCGCGCACUUGAUCGAGCGUCAGUUGCGGUUAAUUUGGUGUUUGUGAUUGUGAUCGACCGGCGCCUGAUCUGACGAUUUUACUGGACUUCGGAUACACUAAGCAAUAUGAGCAGUACAAUUCUGCUACUCGCGCUGUGUGCAGCGGCGCAAGCGCUGACUGUCAACCUGCAGCCGACGCCAAGCCAGGCCUUCCUGAACAACAUAGGCUUCCAGCUCACUGGGCCUGGCGCUCAAUACGCUAAGGUCGUGGCUGCAGGCCCGACGGCCCAGAGGCUACCUGUCUUAGGUUUUGGCGAACUGUCGGGUGAGGCACCAGUACCGAGCGGACCUGGACUAAGUUUCAGCAACCCACCCCCACCGUUGGGCACGGGGACCGAUCCAGGUGCCCAGACCUGUGGCCUGUCUCCGCCCUUCUGCACCAAGUCUCGAUACAGAGCGAUUGAUGGGUCCUGCAAUAACCUCGCCAGGCCCUCAUGGGGUAUGCCGCAGACACCCUACGGACGAUUGGUGCCGUACAACUAUGCUGAUGGAGUAAGCGCUUGGCCAAGAGCGGCAUCAGGUGCUCCGCUCCCCAACGCAAGACUGCUAAGUCUUCGCCUAUUCCCUGACAGACAGCUGGUCAGCCCCAUAUGGAACUUGAAUGCCCAGCAGUGGGGCCAGAUCAUAACCCACGACAUGUCGCUUACUGCUGGCGUGGCGCAAACCCACAAGGAUCAGCUAACAUGCUGUGACAACAACGGGCGGCUGGCUCCAGACUCGGCCACCAAUCCGACUUGCGCCCCGAUCCUGAUUCCUCCCAACGACCCGGUUCAUGCUCCCCAGGGAACCCAGUGCAUGAACUUUGUGAGGACCACCAGCACUCGUGAUAGAGGAUGCACAGGCCCCAAUGCUCCUGCAGAACCUCUGUCAACAGUUACAGCAUACAUGGACAUGUCCCUUGUAUACGGCAGCAGUACAGGCCAGGCUACUCCAAUCCGCGCGUUCCGUGGUGGACGUCUUCUGACCGUGCUGAGAGGAGGCCGAGAGUGGCCCCCUCAGGAUCCCAACAUUACCCUCACUUGCGAGUCGGCGCAGUCGCGAAAUGAACCUUGUUAUUUGACAGGUGACAUCCGUACAAACCAGAACCCCCAACUGGCAAUUCUCCAAGUGCUUCUCUUGCGUGAACACAACCGCCUUGCUGAUAGUCUUGCCAGCCUCAACCCUCACUGGAGUGACGAGAUCCUCUACCAGGAGGCUAGACGUAUCCACAUCGCACAGUUCCAGCACAUCAACUACUACGAAUACCUGCCAAUCUUCCUUGGCUAUGAUAACAUGGUGAAGAACAAACUGAUAUACCCGGGAGCGCAGGGCUACAUCAAUGACUACAAUCCCAACGUAGACCCAUCGGUCUUGGAUGAGCACGCCACUGCCGCGUUCCGGCACUUCCACACGCUUAUUAGAGGAUACUUGAAAAUGUUCUCCGAGAGACGUGCCGUGGUUGGGACCGUCCGCCUCAGCGAUUGGUUCAACCGACCACUGAUACUUGAGCUCCGAUCUGCCUUCGACGACUUGGCCAGAGGGCUCACGACUCAAGAAGAAGACUACAGUGACCAGUUUUGGGACAGUGAAAUCACGCAAUUCCUUUUCAAACGUAACAACACCUUCGGCGGCGACCUCCGGGCCACAGACAUCCAGCGAGGCCGCGACCACGGCUUGGGAACCUACGUGGCCACCAGAGCGGCCUGUGGACUGCCCGUACCCAAUGACUUCCACGAUCUCUUAGACUUCAUAUCGGAAGAGAACGUAGCAGUUCUCGAAGACACAUACCAGUCAGUACAUGACGUGGAACUGGUGGUGGCAGGUUCUUUGGAAAGGAACGUGCCCGGUGCACAGGCUGGGCCUACCUUCCUAUGCAUCUUGACUGAGCAGUUCUACAGAACAAGAGUGGGAGACAGGUACUUCUACGAGAACGGAAAGGACUCUAACACUGCAUUUACGCCCAGUCAGUUGAAAACGAUCCGGAGCGGGUCGAGCAUGGCUCGGAUACUCUGCGACAACUCUGACGGGAUCAACGUUAUGCAACCGAAGGCGUUCCAGCAAAUUGGCCAUGGAAACCAGUUAGUACCGUGCAACCACCUACCACGAAUUGACCUGACGUUAUGGCAAGACGCCCGAGGGAGGCUUACAAAAUAAUAUUAUUUAAGUCUAAACUUAUAAUAAGUUAAUAUUUUAUAACAAAACCUUAAAAAUGUGACUAACAAAAUUUAAGUCAACAGUUACCCAAGGGCCGUGAUAUUAAAAUACUAAGAAAACCUGGUGAAAUCAGUUUUGAUCACAAAUUAGAAAGAAAGAAAAUUACGUGUAAAACCAGAGUUGAUGAAUGAAUGAUUUUUUUUUUCAAUCAAUUUAUUAAAGACUAGCUUUUGCCCGCGGCUUCACCCGCGUGAAAUUUAGUUUGUCACAGAUCUUCAUAAUUUAUAGCCUAUAUGUUAUUCGGGGUUAUAAACAGUAAUACUGUAAAGUUUCAUCAAAAUCCGUUGAGUAGUUUUUGCGUGAAAGAGUAACAAACAUCCAGACAUCCAAACUUUCGCGUUUAUAAUAUUAGUAGGAUUUAUGAAGUUCAAAUUAAGUUGAAUUUUUUCAUUAUACAUUAGGUUGAACUACAAAAUAAUGGGAUAACUGUAUUUUUCAUUAAAACUUGACUUAGGUGCUUUCGAUUUCUUCAUUAUUAAUUUUAUAGGUACGUUUUUUUUAGUUGUGUUAUUUUAUCAUGUUUUAAUAAUUUCAAUCAUUCUUGUGUUUUAUUACUGAACGAACAUUUUUAAAGGUAAUUUUAAUGAAAGUUUUGAUUAAUAUUUAUUGAGUGCUGAAUGACAAAGUUAUGUGUGUGAUGUGUUGCCACUUAAAAUUGAAUAAGUAAUUAUUGCCCAUUUUCGUCAACAAUUAAUCAAUUUAAGGACCUCUUAUGACGAAGAUAACAUUUAUCCGUUUUGAGAGUUCCUUAAAUUCAGAAAUUGUUGGGGAUAGGUAAAUAUCUAAUUUACUUAAUAAUGUUAAAUGUUAAUGUUUGAUGUAAAAUAUUUCUUUGUAAAUAUCCAAUAGAAAACAUUUUGAUGUAAUUUAACAUUUUAGGUCUUUUAAAGUGUGUAAAUAAAAGAUUUUAUUAAGAUAAAA